Molecule: messenger RNA, 1885 nt
Organism: Schizosaccharomyces cryophilus OY26
Lineage: Eukaryota; Fungi; Ascomycota; Schizosaccharomycetes; Schizosaccharomycetales; Schizosaccharomycetaceae
Product: membrane transporter
Exons: 1
Coding region: 35-1720 (561 amino acids)
Biological process (GO): transmembrane transport; nucleobase transport
Cellular component (GO): plasma membrane
Molecular function (GO): nucleobase transmembrane transporter activity
Source: RefSeq, a predicted model, not a curated record
GUUUUAAGUAUACCAAGUAACCCAAGCUUUAAAAAUGGAAGAACUGAAAGCUGACAAAAAACUCGAGAUUGGAUUAAGUGAGAAAAACCUGGACGUUGGCUAUGGAGAAAGCUCCUCUGUGGAUCUUAAACCUCAAAGUCGUUUUUCAUCUUUCUUGAGAAAGCUAGAAAUUAAUUCAAGUAAUGUAGAACGUAUAAAUCAUGAUUUGCAUCCGACCCCACCAGAAAGAAGAAAAUACAAAGCAUUGGAUUAUUUUUAUUUGUGGAGUUGUAAUGGUUUGAGUGCUAGCGCAUUCAGAACAGGAACUUCAUACAUGGAAAUGGGCUUAUCGCCAAAGCAGGCACUUGCCGCUUUGAUAAUGGGAAACGUUUUCAUUUCCAUUCCUAUGACGUUAAAUGGUUUGUUUGGUUCACAUUAUCAUAUUCCCUUCGCGAUUCAAUCUAGAGCCUCCUUCGGUUAUUAUUUUAAUACGUUGAUUAUCUUGCUACGUUUAAUCGCUGGGUUAUUUUAUUAUGGUACCAAUGUUUAUACGGGUGCAGAAUGUAUCCAAACGAUAUUGUAUGCUAUUUUUAAAUCCUUCCGAACAUAUAAAAAUCGAUUACCAGAAGAUGCUGGAAUUACUUCCAACUUCAUGAUAUGUUAUUUUGUAUAUUGGGUUAUUUCUGUCCCUUUCCAUUUGAUUAGGCCAGAAUAUCUUCAAAAUUUCUUUUUGGUCAAAUCCAUCUCUACUUACAUAGCAUGCUUUGCAAUGCUUAUUUUUUUACUCUGUAACGCAGGUAGCAACGUGGUAUGGGAUCAACCAGCUACAGUUUCAGGAAGUAAAUGGUCAUGGGUAUUUAUGUAUGCCUUAAAUGCCUCUGUAACGGGUUUUUCUACCUUAGCUGUGAAUGUCAAUGACUUCACAAGAUAUGCAAAACACCCGAAGGCACCUUAUGUUCAGUUUCUUAUUCUGCCCGUAAUUGCCGCUGUGUCUGCGCCCAUUGGAAUUAUUUCAGGAGUCGCUUCGAAAAUAAUGUAUGGAAGUGCUAUGUGGGAUCCAUUAGAAAUCGCAAAUAACUGGACUUCUAGUGGAGGAAGAGCCGCAGCAUUUUUUAUGGGAUUUACUUAUUUGAUUUCACAAAUUGCACAAAAUAUAUCUGAUAAUACUGUUGCCGCGGCCAAUGAUCUUUUAUACUUUUUCCCAAAGUAUCUAGAUAUUAGAAGGGCGCAGAUAGUUGUUAUUGUCAUCGGUGCUUGGGCUAUUGUUCCUUGGAAAAUCUUGCAAAAUGGUGCUUCAUUUUUAGCUUUCCUAGGUUCGCUAAGUAUUUUCCUUGGUCCAGCUGCCGGUAUUCUGAUAGCCGAUAAAUUAAAAAAUCAUCAUAAAUACAACAUUGAUGAAUUUUACAACCCAGCAGGAAUUUACAGAUACAAUACAUUUGGAACAAAUUGGAGAGCUCUCGUCGCCUUUCUGUGCGGCUCGGUUCCAUUAUUACCUGGAAUGGCAAUGAGUAUCAAUACCAACAUAAUAAUGCCUGAAGGUAUCACACACUUGUACUAUAUUGGGUAUUUUUACGCAUUUAUGACUGCAUUCUUGAUUUAUUAUGUCUUAAACUUGGUUUUCCCAGCUAAGGAUACACUCCUUGAAGAGGCUGUGUAUCCGCCAAGUACACAAGCAGAGCUGGUUGACCCUUCCACUUUGAAACCUAAAGAUCGGAUGUUAUAUUACAUUAAGUGUUAUUAAUCAUUGAAGAUCCAGUUACUUUCAUGUCAAUAAUGUCCCAUAUAGUAUGGUAAUAAGUGGAAUAUAAUUGUUAAUUGCUAAAAGGUGUUAGAUUUUUGAUUUAAAAAUAGGUACCUGUCAUUGUCACGAGAGGUGUGUUGUUAAUAUUAUAUAUAUUUGUCAUUG